AUGGCAUUUCGAAAGGGUCUCCUACCCCGCCCGAAGGCGGCCGCGGUACUUGCCUGGGUUUCGCUCGCCCAGGUCAUCAGUGCCGGCGGUAGCAGCUGCUCGGGCAACUCGGGCAGUAAUUCUUGCGGCGAGAGCUACGACUACAUCGUCGUCGGGUCCGGGCCAGGCGGCGGACCCGUCGCGUGUAAACUCGCCCGCGCCGGCCACUCGGUCUUGCUCGUGGAGGCGGGCGACGACCAGAGCGCCAACCUCAACUCGGAGGUCCCGCAGUUCUUCCCCUUUGCGUACGUGGAUACCACGAUGCGGUGGGACUAUUUCGUGCGGAAUUACCACGACGAGCAGCGCACCCUGCUGAACCACCACCUCACCUGGCUUCGCACUCUGGGCGGCAGCUCGGCGGUGAACGCGAUGGGGUCGGUGCUGCCUAGCGACAGCGACUGGCAACAGAUUGUGGACCUAACCGGAGACACAAGUUGGAGCCCUGCGCACAUGCGCCAGCUCUUCCAAAAUAUAGAGAAUAACCAUUAUCUCUCGCCCGGAACUGCCGGCCACGGCUUCAACGGCUAUUUCCACACCAACUCGGCCGGAGAGUCCAUCUGGAACGGACACACAGACUUGUUGACCGUCCUAGGCCAGCUCGACGAGAGCCUCGGCGGAGACGCCGACGAGAUCCUGCAAGCCGUCACGAGCGACGUGAAUGAGCUAUCUGCGACUCGCGACCAGGAUGUUGGCGUCACUGGCCAGACUCUUCACGUCGACGCCAAGUGGCGACGGUUCAGCAGCCGCGACUACAUUCUCGAGACGGCGCAGUCGUACCCCCUUACCGUGAGGCUCAACACUCUCGCCACAAAGCUUAUCUUCUCCGACUCGAAUAUAUCGAAAAAGAAGAAGACCCCCAAGGUCGUCGGUUUGGAAUACCUCUCCGGCUCAAGCGUGUAUCGCGCCGAUCCGAGAAAUAACGGUACCCAGUCCGGAACCGCGGGCAGGGUCUUCGCCAACAAGGAAGUCAUUCUCGCCGCCGGCGUCUUCAACACACCCCAGCUGCUCAAGCUCUCCGGUAUCGGUCCGGCGCGGGAGCUGCGCAGCCUCCACAUCCCCGUCCGCGUCCACCUCCCCGGCGUCGGCGCCAAUCUCCAAGACAACUACGAGGUCCCCAUCGUCGGCCAGGCCGCCCAAAACUUUGGAGGCCCCACCCCCGAUCCCAACGCGCCCGUAUGCACGUACGGCGCCCCCGGCGACCCGUGCCUGGUCCUUUGGGAGCAGGGCGAGGGACCCUACGCCGGCUUCGGCCAGAUCAACUCCGUCUUCCGCAAGAGCUCCCACGCCGCGCUCAACGAGAGGGACUUUUACGCCAACGGCGGCACCUUUGCCAUUCGCGGUUUCUGGCCCCCACCGACUCGCCGGUCCGGCACGGUCCUCCUUCGCUCCGCCGAUCCCCGCGACACGCCAGAGAUCAACUUUAAUCUUUUCGACACCGCGGAAUCGAGGCUCGAUCUCGAGGCGUACCUCGACACGAUCAAGUGGGCUCGGAGGCAAUUUGCCCUGAUCCCGGGCCCCAUUGGCCCCAUUCAGCCCCUCGAGCCGCCCUGCGCCGGCACGCCCGCGGCUGAUGGGUCGUGCGACGACGAGGCGGACAAGCAGUGGGUGAUGAACCAGAUCUUUGGGCACCAUGCCACCAGCACGUGCGCGAUCGGUUCCGUUCUGGACUCCAAGUUUAGGGUCCUCGGCGUGCAAGGUCUGCGGGUGGUGGAUGCGAGCGCGUUCCCCGGACGCCCGGGCCCUUCCCUCAAGAUUCAGGCCACAGGGAGAUCUUAA
This is a messenger RNA of Parascedosporium putredinis, 1815 nucleotides long. The record is from the annotation of a GenBank genome assembly. NCBI's taxonomy places the organism in Eukaryota, Fungi, Ascomycota, Sordariomycetes, Microascales, Microascaceae.